UCUGUCUCGCUCGCUCGCUCACCGGCACCGGACAUAGGACUCUGCCCAAUCGCUGUCGGCACCGUGCCCCCCCCCUCAUCUCCUCCAUCCUCCGCCUCCUCGCAAACAAGAUCCCAGCAUGUCCGGCGAACAAGAAGCCGCUAUCUUCACGGCCCCUCACUAUUCCGCCCGUCCCGAGAGCCGUCCCGAGCAUAUCCACAACAUUGUCGAGACCGUCGAUAGAUACAACCCCGACAACAUCCCCGUCCUCCAGGAGUACAUCCAGGAGCAGAUCGCCAACGACACCUACGACCGCGACGCCUGCCUCGCUACCCUGAAGCUGUACCAGUUCAACCCCACCUUGGUCGACUCGAGCAGCAUCAUCCGCGUCUUGCUGCUUGCCCUGGGCGCCCUCCCCGAUCCGGACUUUUCGCUGUGUCUGUGCCUCCUGAGCGAGGAGACCUACACCGACUCGAACGUGGCCAAGCUCAUCGAGCUCCAGCAGUACCUGGAGCAGUGCAAAUUCCAACAGUUCUGGAGCUUCCUGGACUCGGACGACGGACCCCGCGAUCUCCUGACCGAGUACCCGCACUUUGAGCGCCGCAUCCGUGAGUUUGUCUCGGACACGGUGGCGAUCACGUACCAGUCUAUCCAGGUCGACAAGCUCAAGAGCUUCCUGUCAUUCGAGGAGCGAGGCGAGUUUGAAGCCUGGGCCGAGGCUCACGGCUGGGCCGUCGACGAGAGCGAUGCCUCGGUGAUCAACCUGCCCGUCUCCAAAGACAACCAGCCCAAGCCUGCGAUCGUCCAAGAGUCGCUAAAGUUUGAUCAGCUCACAAAGGUUGUUGGCUACGGCCGCCUGGCCUGAAGCACUUGUUUGACAACGGAAGGAGCGACGGUGCCCGAAACAAAGGGAGGGGGAGGGUAUGGGCAGUGAAAAUCAGCAAAGGAGGGAAGCUGGGAGCCAAGGGAUGCUGUUGGUAUUGCUUUUUGUUGUUGGUGUUGGUGGUGAUGUUGAUGUUGGUGUUGGUGUUGAUCCCUGUCUGCUGUUACUCGUUUGGAGAGGAACCCUGUCCGGCUGUCCAAGUAUGGUGCGUCAUGCCCAGACACAGCUUCACCGCUUUGGAGGAAAGUAGGAGGAGGGGGAGAGCGCCCGUCAAGACGAUCCUGGGCUGUGUUGCCUCUCUUUCCUGUUUGAUGCUCCCGCUCUCGUUGUCUCUCCUGGAACCUUGCCCUUUGAUGUUUUUCACAAUCUCGCGGUGAUGAGCCAGAGUAGAGAUAUGCAUGAAAUAUAUGCACGCCAUGUUUGCAAA
Polychytrium aggregatum is the source of this 1289-nucleotide messenger RNA. RefSeq names its product armadillo-type protein. Gene Ontology annotation, cellular component: eukaryotic translation initiation factor 3 complex; cytoplasm. The transcript has 3 exons. The coding region runs from base 119 to 844 and encodes 241 amino acids. Gene Ontology annotation, biological process: regulation of translational initiation. Lineage: Eukaryota; Fungi; Chytridiomycota; Chytridiomycetes; Polychytriales. Gene Ontology annotation, molecular function: translation initiation factor activity; ribosome binding. The record is from RefSeq and is a predicted model, not a curated record.